GAUGACGUUCGAAGGAGCGCGCGACAGACGAGAUCAGCUCGGAUAAUAAACGAGUGAAAGGGGAAGAUGGACACCCCCGAGGUGGGCCGAUACCUGACGGAGCUCAACCAGAGGCUGAGGAAGGGAUGGACGGCACACCUCAGCCCCGAGGGCCGCAUCUACUACAUGAACCAUGAGACGAGGAUCUCUUCGUGGCUGCCGCCCGUGGAAUCCUGGGAUUCCGGAGGGUCCCAACUCCCCUUUGGGUGGGAGGAGGCAUUGGACAAGGACGGAAAGACCUACUACAUCAACCACACGUGCAAGACGACGAGCUACGAGCGUCCCAGCGUGGGCGAGGACGAGGGCCAGCCCCCGCAGCCCCGCCUGGUGCAGCUGAUCCGGGACCCGCAGAUGGGAUUCGGGUUCGUGGCCGGAUCCGAGAAGCCGGUCAUCGUCCGGUUCGUCACGGAAGGGGGUCCGAACGAACAGAAGCUGAUGCCCGGUGACCAGAUCCUGCAAAUCAACGGGGAGGAUGUUCGCAAAUCGCCAAGGGAACGCGUCAUCGAACUCAUCAGGUCGUGCAAGCAGACAGUCACGCUCCUCGUUUGCCAGCCACAGACGAACAACACGACUCGAAAAUCCGCCCUCCUGACAGCCGCCAAGAAGGCCAAGUUGAAGAACAACCCGUCCAGGGUGCGCUUUUCGGAAGGAGUCGUCAUCAACGGAUCACCGCUCUACUCGCCCACGCCGAUGGACUCUUACGUCCCUUUCCUGCCCAACGUGCUCAAGGUGUUUCUGGAGAAUGGCCAGACCAAAUCUUUCAAGUACGACAGUACCACAACCGUCCAGGACGUGCUGAACUCCCUGUUCGAGAAGCUGUCCAUCCAGUGCCGCGACCACUUCAGCCUGGCCACGGAACACGUCAAGAUCACCCGGAAGAACCGACUCACGGUCCUCGACUCCUCGGCCACGCUCGCCAAAAUCGCUUCCAAGCCCGGGGCGCACCACCUGCGCUGCGUGUUCCGUGUGACGUUCAUGCCGAGGGACGCCUACGACCUCCUACAGAAGGACCCCAUCGCCUUCGAGUACCUCUACGUGCAGUGCUGCAACGACGUGGUGCAGGAGCGCUUCGCUCCGGAGCUCAAGUACGAGCUGGCGCUGCGCUUGGCUGCGCUGCAAAUCCAGCAGCACUUCAUGAGCAGCGGAACCACGCCCAACAAGCUCACAGUCAAGACGGUCGAGAGAGAGUGCGGGCUGGAUCGCUUCGUGCCGGUGUCCCUGCUGGAGACGAUGAAGCGGAAGGAGCUGCGUAAGCUGCUGGGGCAGUACCUGAAGCAGGGGCUGCAGGGGCUGUGCGCCCCCGGACAGAGACACCCCACGCCCCUGCAGGCCAAGCUCCACUACCUCAAGGUGGUCUCCGAGAUGCCCAGCUACGGCAGCAAGUGCUUCUCCACCAACAUGCGGGAUUCGAAUCCGGAGAUUGCAGUGUUGGUGAGCCCCCGGUUUGGAAUCGGACAGAUCGCUUGCCUCAGGAAUACCAGUCCCCUGACGUUGGCGCGCAUCGAGGAACUGUCGGACGUGAAGGUGACGAAGGAAGAUGAGAUAUCGUCUGCAGUCGAGCUCUUCAUGAAGGACCCCGACAAACAGAGCCUCAACUUCAGCAUGGAAGACCAGGACGCCGAGGAGUUCCUGCUCAUGCUCAGGGGCUACUUCCGACUUCUCAACCAGAGGGAGCUGCGAGUCGAGUGGGACGCCAAAUCCACGCAGUGGCACCAGGAAACAGUGCCAUCGUUCUACAGCCGCCACACUGUGAGGGAAUCGCCAUGGAGCUACCCACCCGACCCCAAGGAAGACAGCGGGUAUCGAACCGUGGACCUCGCCGUUCCGACGCCGCCUUAUGUUCCUUCGCUGUGCGAGGGUCGACAGAUGACCAGAAACGCUUCGAGGGAGAAGCUGGCCACCCCCUCCCCCACGUCGGUGGACUUCAACAUGAACGAGACCCCCCCGGCCCCCCUGGAUGGGGGGCUCGGCAGGCGACUCUCCAUCCCGCGCACCAUGAUCGACGAGAGACAUCCGGGCAUCGACUACCAGAGCGUCAUCUCCAUGGAGUUGCUAGAGGACAGCGCCGGGGACGUCGAUGUCGACGUCUACGAGGCCAAGAACGACGAGGUCAUCAGGAGGGUGUCCGAGAUGAACCGGAUCCUGGCCGACGUCGAGAACUACCUCUGCCCCAAGGAGGACGUCCACCCGAGUCUCAAGGCGGCCGACUCGCUGCUGCUGCUGGCCAAGAACGACCGGAACGACCAGGAGCGGAACCGGGCCCCGAACGAGCCGGAGCAGCCUGAACUGCCCAAGGAACAGGAGGACGAGGAGAGCGACACCGACAGCACCACUCCGAACGACAGCCCGCUCCACCGAUCCGUUCCCCUGCGGAAUUCCAUCAACAACGGUCACCAUCCGGUCCUCCGACGCGACUCGAGCUUCGGCCUCCACAGCCCGGACCUGCUGCCGGACAUCAGUUCCGGCAACAACAUCCUCGACAUCCUGAGGCACAUGCAGAGCGAGAACGAGGAGGAGAUCCGGCUGCCGUUCGCCGAGGGCACGCUCUACCUGGACCCGGACAUCAUCGACCUCACCAUGAUCCCGCCCCCCGUGACGCCGGACGUGGAUGCGCGCGCAGUGUCCGGGGACACGCCCCUCGGGGACCCGCCCACGCCCUUCCUGGACAACGGGGCGCUGCACGAGGAGAUCGAGAGGUGGAUCGGCGUGCCCGGGAGCGUCAACAUCACGUGUCACAACGGAGAUCUUCCUGGAUGUGGCCCAGAAACAGACGCUGAUGCCUUCAUCAGGGUCCAGGAAGACGUCGACGUUUCCCAGCGGCCUUCCAUCGACAGCCUGGAGGCCUUCAUCGACAGCCUGACCGUCCCCCCUCCCCCGCUCCAGCAGGACUCGACUGCGCAACCGGAAGACAUCUACUCCCAGUACGUGAUUCCACCGCCGCCCCGGUCCAGCCCCAGCACCGAGGCCCAAGAGGAAGUGAUCGCCCGCUUCAUGGCGGCGGCCGAAGACGUGAAGAGACUCUUCGAGGAGGAGCAGCCCCACGAUUCCCGCUUCAAGGACCUGCGGCAGUUCUGGACAGAGAUCAACCACAGCGCGACGGGUGCCCUGCUCAACCCCCUCGACGCGCUGGAUGCAGACCACUCGGACUUCAGCAGCAGCAGUCGGUUGGAUUCGUCCGGCUCCAGUCAGCUGGAUGCGUUGGGAUUCGACAAGCUGUUGGAAGAGAACUCUGGAAGCAAGCAUUUGGAAGUGUUCGGCUUGCUGGACUCGUCCAACCUCGAUUCAGGCUCCCACAGCGGUGAUUCCUCUUCGGGCUACGACACGCUGACUUCCUCGUUGGCUUCGUACAGCGAUACGCUGUCAGUGGACGGCAUGUCUUCCAGCCCUUCCUUCUCCAACAACAGCAACGAAUCGACCCCGGUGUUCGAACAGGCCCCGUCUUCUAUCAGGGACCUGUGCAUCGUGCCAGUGCCUCCCAGAGUGAGGACGUCGUGCGUGGAAGACAUGACGUCGCCCCUGUCCAUCACGUCUCCUUCGUCGACCACCAGCUCGGACAGUUCCGUCGUCCUGCUGGAUCCGGAACGCCCCAAGUUGGCCGGAUUCAGCUCCGUCGUCUUGAGCCAGGCGUCCGGCAGCUGCGAUGACUUGCUCGAGAGGGAUGGCAGCAAUCACCUGCUGAGUCCGGGCCCGAUGGUCCGGUCGGCGUCUUGGACGAACAUGGUCGACAUGGAGGACGCCAGGGAGUCGAUUCCCAAUCGGAAUGCGCAGAAACCACCAGUGCUUCCUGGUCCAUUCCAGCAGAACCGCCUGAGGAGAUCCUUCAACAGGGGACCUCUCAGGGGCCCCGUCGUCACCAGGAGCGCUUCGCACCUCACCCCCAGGGCCCCCCGAGAGGACAACAACCAGUCUCCUCCGGCCACGAACGGCUUCCAGCAGCGGGGCCCCUUCGAGCAGGCGCAGAGGGACGUCUCGGCCAUGAUCGGCCACCUGCGCAGGGUCCUCGCGCAGCCCGACGACUCGGCCGGGGGGGUGAGCGCCGACGCCGACAAGAGCGCCGCGGCGCGGGAGGCGCUGGCGAACGAGUCGCGCCGCUUCGUCACCUCGUCGAAGCUGUUCGUCAAGAGCGCCAUGGACUCGUCGGACACCAAGAUGGUGGCGAACAUGGCCGUCUGCGUGGCGCUGCUCAACAGGAUGGCGGCCAUCGGGGAGCUGGCGGUUCUGCGCAGCCCCGCGCCUCCGCCGCUCCACCUGGUGGCGUCCCUGAGGCAGGUCUCGGAGGCCUUCCUCCUGACGCUGGGCGCCGCCAGGGGCGCUGUCGGCAGGGGCAUCGACGCCCCGGAGAUGGCGCUGCUGAUGCAGAAGGCCACGAGCCUCGCGACGGCGCUCACGUCGCUCAUGCGCACCCUUCGCGCCAUGGCGACUCAGUGACGUCACCUCCUCCACAUCGAACUUCGUGAAAUGCCUUUCGUGUGUGCACAGGGCCAGUGUCUUCUCUUCUGUCGGCGUGGCCCACAGUGUGGCGCCAAUACCGAUAUCGGCACGUUCUGUGGAACGUUCCGAUGGAACGUCUGUCGGCACGUUCUUCGGAAGAAUCCGGAGACGCGGUCUCGGUGUUCGAGUGACGUCGAGAAGACGUUGUUGGCGGACAUGAACUCCACUCGGCAGGGAGAUGAAUAUUGUGAUAUCACUGUAAGGACACCUUAAGAAGGGGCACUGCCGGCUUCGGGCGAUCAGGUCUUCUGCCGAUUUCACGACAAAUACAACCUUCAUGAAAAAGUCGGUAACAGAUUGCUCAAAACAGUACGAUUGGAGUUCUCCAAUCAAUCACACACCAAUCCACUUGCAUUUUGUAUUCUUUUACUUCCUUGUGUUGUCCCUUUCUUCGCUAUUGUUUUCGAGCAGUAAUGUUCAGACCCACUGAUUGCAAUUGUUGAAAAAAAAAAAAAAAAACGUACGACCAACACACACUAUAAAUGCUUGUACAGUAAAACUUGUAAAGUUAACCCCCUAUCUAAGUUGACCGUUAUUUACAGGCACAGAAUUAGAUCUAUAUCAUAUAACUCAACCUCUAUCAGUUGACCUGUUUAAGUUGGCUACUAAAGCAGUGCACCGCAAGUAGUCAUUUUACACUGGUUUUACUGUUCUAGGGAACACUUUUUUUUUUUUGGCGUUCUUGUGGUGAUUAUUAGUUAAGAAGGAAUAAAAUGAGAGAUACAGAUACUUAAAUUUUUAUCUUCUUAUUAUUUGCGCUCCUGUCAGCCCGACUUCAUAAAGCAAUUAACAAAUAAUCGACUUCCACAUGAAGUAAUUAUUGACGACUCGACAAUUUUUAGCCAGUGAAUGAGCCACUGGCGAAAUGAGGACGUUUUAAUUAAUUUAUGUCUAGCCAAUGGCGUGCGAAGAAAGGCGGAACUUCGGACAAAUACGUGAAGAUCUGGUCGGAUGGGUCGUCGGCAGUGCCCGGUUGAAAUCAUCGAGUAAAAUUCUAUUUUUGGGAACCUGUCAAACCCCUAUUUCCUUCUGGAUGUACAGAAUCGAGAAUUUUAGCAACUGCAUCGGAAUAUUCGGCUCAGCGGACCACUUCCAAGUGUUCCCUGUAUCCCAAUACCGCUUUACUCAGCCUGUAACCUAUGUAAUGAGAAUCGGCCUGUCAAGGCCAAAUAACGAUCCCACACUUGCCCUUUUUUUGGUUGUCAUGGUUAUGACACUAUUAAAUUUUUCCUCACGUUACUUCUACAAAUGUUGUGUGUUGCAGAGGUGGAGAGUGGAAACGUCAUUUGGCCUUGACACGCCUAUUCUAACUACAUGAACUGUGGUAAUUCCCUCAACUCCACAUAUAUCAACGCAUUAGUUCGCUUGGGUGCCCUGUGGAAGAAGAUUCGCCGCGAAAUAAAUGUUCCAAAUGGGCAGAAGUUACCCUGUUUGUUGCUAAGUUAACUAAGGCACUACGAAGUGAAAUGAACCAGGCUCAGGCGAGCGAGAUUAGUGCCUCUCGAUUUCCUUGUUGCCCCCCCCCCCCUCCUUUAAUGAAUUGUGUCAAUCUUUGAUGGAAUGUACUCAUUCCAUAAAGCUGUGAAUUGAUAAAAUCUUCCACUGUCUUUCGAAUUUUCACUUUGAUCUUGAUAAGGAUGUCAUCUAUGUCUGACAGCUAAACUUUAGCCACCUAGCUGGAGGUGGACUGCUAACUUCCAAAAUAAUCUUCGGGAGGCUUUUGAUAAGUAAGGUUUUUGGAUAUUGGUAGUGUUUUGGCUGAAAGGGGUUUAGGGGCGGGGGGUAGUUACAAAGAAAAAUUCUGGUGCCGUCAUGUUCAUAAAACAAAUAGGGCAUGAUAGCAGUAUUAGAUUAUUUUUCCUGUGCGAUUGAGGGUUGAAAAAUUAUGACGCAAAAUUACUGGAGUAAAUGAUUUGACGUCCUAAAUUUGGGAGCAUCCCAAAUACGCCAAACCAGCCAAACAUGACCGCCAAUUGAAAUGCAAGAUUUUACAUGACAGAAAAACCUGGUCCUCCAAAAUGAGUCCUGAAAAUUUGUUUUAAAGUUUAGAGAAAUAACUCCUUCUUAACAGAGAAAAACCCGUUUUUUAUUUUUCCUCGGUCCCCACUUAAAUCAGCUGUGUUUUCGUCUGAUGAUUUUAGAACAACUUGGGAAAAAUUUUGCCACCUGAUUCACUCUGUUUAUUAACGCUCAAAUAUAUAUAUAUAUAUAUAUAUAUAUACAUAUAUAAGUAAUAUUUACAAAUUUCGGAACGUAGGGGGUCCACAAGAAAGAGCAGAUCGGCAAGGGGUCCACAGAAUAAAAAAAAAAGUUCUGAACCUCCGAGUUAAAAGCUAGUUUAAAACAAAACAAUGCCUUAGCUUAGAGCGGGACUAUGAGGAAUGAAAUGAUGGCAAAUUCCCUAGGAAUUGAGAAAAUGUCCACUGAAAAAAUAAAAGAAUAUUUCGUUCUGUUCUUUCCUGAAGUUAUCAAAACGAAAAAGUGUCCUUCCAAAGCGAAACCUCUUUUUUUAUAUAUCCUUACGUUUUCAGUCUGAGUUUUACUCUUGUCAGUGAAAGUUGUCCUGUUUUAGAUGGAAUAAUGUGACAAACGAUAGAGUCUCUCGCUUUCAGUGUAGAUUUCCCCCUUAAAAAAAAAAAAAAAAUCUACCAUGUUAACAGGAAAUGGGUAGCAGUACUUUGUCGCUUUGAAGGGCAGUGGUCGCGCCCCGAAACCACCAACGAAAAUGUUCCAUUAUGGGAGAAUCUGUGUUAAUGUAUUAUGCAUUGCUGUGCUCACCUCCCCUUUUGCGCACGGAUUUGCUUACACCUAAUUAAAGUCCUGAGCAGGUGUGUUGUUCAAACUUCAUUCGAAAAUUUAUUCCGAAUCGUUCCUUGAACUGUACUCCUCAUUUGAGAACAUAAGACUGGCACAAGCUUUACUGUGCGUAUAUUGUAGUCUGAGAUCCCACUUGUAGGUUGACCUACCCUCAUCAAGUAAUGCUGUAAAAAUCAACAGAAGUUGAAUAAGUAAUAUGUAGAUAAAAAACCAUGUGGGGGGGGGGGGCAAGGGUUGUCUGAGCAAAAGUGCCCGAAUCACUGGGUUAUCGCAAUUUUGUUUCAACAAUAGGGAAGUUGCAACCUAUUAAAUGUGCAUAUUUUGGAUAUUGUUAAUUGACCCUCAAAACUAAAUAAUUCAUCAUCGCCGAAUUUUAAAACACCGUGGUUGAUUUUCAAUGAAUUUUUAAAAAUCCACGCGCAAAAGUGCGCUCUUCUGAAACGUCACGAGCUUACGUCACAGGGCGCGAAUGGGCAGCCUUCCGCCGAAGGUCCCUCGUCUUCGCUAGGGACAUUUUGAGCGCGCUGACAUUUUUAUUUUUUAGAAAUUCAGUAAUCCUUUUGAACACACUAUGGAGGCCGGACUCGUUAAAGCACAAUCUAAAUAAUGUUCCUCAAGUAACAUCAAUGAUGAUAUUCGAAUAUUUCCGAGAGGAUGAGAGGUUUAAUGUUCCAGAAACGCGAGGAGAUAAGCCUUUUACGUUUGGUCUUCGAAGUCGAAUGCACGUCCUUCGGCCCCGUCGGAAGAGCGCAUGACGUCACUUUCUAUACCAUUUGACGUCACAAGCGUUUGAACUUGAAAAUUUAAUUAAAAAAAAAACUACUUAUCGUAUCGCAAAAUUUUUUUCACCUAUGAUGUUCAUGCAUGUUACUCUAUCAUAUGAAAAAAAUUGAAAAAUCGAAAACUUCCCUGUUGCAGUCAUUCUGCAGAUUUUCUCAGUUUCUUCUGAUUCUACAGCUAUCUCCAAAUUGUGCAAGAAUCUGCUAAUUUUCUACAGGUUUAUUCCAAAUUAGAAGUAGAUCUAAACUUCCCGCCAAUGACGCUGAUUCGGCUCAAAACUCGACAUUUUCGCGGGGAAAAGAUCACGUGAUGCCUUUGCAAAGUUCUGUAACAAACACUUUGAUAUUUUUCAGAAUUUCCUCUUUAAUUUGAAGAUUUUUGCAAUCUGCAGAGAGGCUCAAGUAUUGGAAGUUUUUAAUCACUACCGCCCUAUAAUUUGCACACUUUUGCUUAUACAACCCUUUACCAUUUUGUUUGUAAUAUUUUUACUUGCAUUAGGGAACUCGGUGAGGGUCGGUCAACCUAAGUCGAAUCCGAGACCAUAAUACAGUAAGCGAUGCGGUAAAAAAAGAAUUAAAAAAAAAAUUAAAAGUUAUAUACAUUUAUGCAUAUCAUAUAGAACUCUAAAAAGGUAAUUAUGAAUGAUUGAAAUUUAGAUAGUAUGUCUUUAUCAUUAUUAUAGAAUGAAUUUACAUAUCUCUCCAGAAGUUUAUGUAUAUAAAAUUGUUAUCUGUUCGGAUUAUUUCGAGUCUACGUCAAGCGUUAUAUUUGUUUCAAAUGACCAAAGAAAAGAGAGUACAAAAAUAGAAAAAAAAACACGAAAUUAAAAUAAAAAAAAUGAACGAACAUAAUGUGAUAUGAAUAGAUUUAAUUGUUUGGAAAUAUAUUUAUGAUUAUGUUUUUGAAAUGUUAUAUAAGUAAUAUGGAAGAGAUGUUUUUAUGUUAAUUGUGUAUUACAGAUGUUAUCUAGUUAAAAUUUUUGAAGUUUUGGGAGCAAUAUAUAUAUAUAUAUAUAUAUAUAUAUA
Molecule: messenger RNA, 9152 nt
Organism: Uloborus diversus
Lineage: Eukaryota; Metazoa; Arthropoda; Arachnida; Araneae; Uloboridae
Product: FERM and PDZ domain-containing protein 4-like
Exons: 20
Coding region: 67-4467 (1466 amino acids)
Biological process (GO): signal transduction
Cellular component (GO): cytoskeleton
Molecular function (GO): protein binding
Source: RefSeq, a predicted model, not a curated record